Messenger RNA from Suncus etruscus (white-toothed pygmy shrew), 1884 nucleotides. Its product is annotated as anosmin-1-like. The record is from RefSeq and is a predicted model, not a curated record. Gene Ontology annotation, molecular function: protein binding. NCBI's taxonomy places the organism in Eukaryota, Metazoa, Chordata, Mammalia, Eulipotyphla, Soricidae. Gene Ontology annotation, cellular component: cell surface. Gene Ontology annotation, biological process: neuron differentiation.
AUGGAGGAGGCAGAAGCCCGCGAAAGAGCAAUUCCAUCUCAGAGACCCACACGUGGCCGAGCAUCGUGCGUGGUGUCGAAGCUCAGCUGUCUUUGCUGUGUCUCUGCGACUGUCUCUGGGGUCAUCUCUGCUGGUGUCUCUGUGACUGUCUGCUGUGUCUCUGAUGCUGUCUCUGUGACCAUCUCUGCUGUGUCUCUGGGGCCGUCUCAGCUGGUCUCUGUGGCUGUCUCUGCGACCAUCUCUGCUGUGUCUCUGCAGCCAUUUUUGUGUCUCUGCGCCCAUCUCUUCGUUGUGUGUCUCUGGCUGUCUUUGCGGCCCUCUCUGCUGUGUCUCUGUGACCUUCUCUGUGACUGUCUCUGCAACUACCUGGGGGCACCCCCAGACCCCACCAACCUGUGGCUGCUCAACUCCAUGGUGCACAGUGACGGCAGCCUGACAGCCACCGUGGGCUGGGACAGCCCCGAAGAGCCGGACACACCGGUGCACCAUUACAAGGUCUUCUGGAGCUGGGCGGCUGACAGCGCCAGGUCCCCGGUGCCCAGCAGGAAGAAGCGAAGGAAGACCACAGACAGGGUGAGCAACACCGUGAGCCUGGAGCAACUGCAGGCGGGCUGCGAGUACACCGUGGAACUGCUGGCCGUGGCUUACUGGGGCCAGCAGCGACUCAAGAGCCCGAAGGUCACCUUCCAGUUCACAGCCGCCCCCAGCUUCAAAGAAACCCUUGGAAAGAACCGGAAAACCACAACAUCCAGGCAGCUGCCUUUCCACGUUCGGCGGCCGUCACGGCCUCUGAAAGUGGGGACCCCCUUCCUCCAGAACCACCAGCUUCAGGUGAAGAUCUACUGGAAGAACGCUGAAGAAUCGGGUCUGACCCGCUACCACAUGGAGUGGCUGCCGGAAUUUUGCAUCCACAACAGCACCAAAGCUCGGGUCUCAUACGGGACCACCCAGGAAAACUAUCUCAUUCUCCAAGACCUGGCCUUUUCCUGCAAGUAUAAAGUGACCUUGCAGCCCGCGUGGCCCACAGGACGCCGGAAGGCCGAGACCGUCUUCUUCAACCCUGCUUGCUCCGCACUCAAGUCCAAGAGCCACAAACUGAGCCGCUGCCCCGGAGAAGCGGGCCCUGUGCUCGACAAAGUGCUUGCCAAGCCUGAAGACCUGUCCACAUCCUUAGAGGUCCACGAUGCCAACGUCACAGGCCACUUCUCCUGGCAGGUGGCUGGUGCCAACCCAGCUCAGCCACUUACGAGGUUCCAGGUGACGUGGGCAGAGGCCACUCUGGAGAGCCGCCACUCCAGUUUCCCUAAUAGCCUCAUCUUACAGUCAAACAUUCUGCCCGUGGAUCUCUUGGUACUCACCAUGUCCGACCUGAAGCCGGCCACCUUCUAUCACCUGGAAGUACAGGCGCUGUCCUCGGGGGCUGAGGGCCCUGCCACCGUGUGCACCUUCCGGACGCCAGAGUUUCUGCCGCCUUCCUCUCACAGUGAGUGGCACCUGCUACAGGGAGCCGGCACGGCACUCCAGGGAGUGGGGCCUGGUAUAUGCAAUGCCAUUACUAUGUCUUCAUUCACUCUUAAUGAAACAAAUGUAAUGGAAGCGGUGGCAGUAUCUGAAGUUGGCACAUUGGAGCUGGACUUUGCAGUGGGUUUAUUCUUUAGAGGAGCUGCCUGGGGACUGGUGCAAUUAAACCUCAAAGUAAUACUCAUCGAGUCUUCUGUGUCUGGACGCACCAGUCAUAUCCCUCAUAACAGGACAGACAGCAAAGCCUCAGCGCCUCACAGACCUGGCCUGACUGAAAAGAUGAACGGAGCGGAAAUGACAUCCGUUAAGUGCAGGCCGAUUAGCAAGAAUAAAGAUCAUCAUUUAGGAGUUAGCAAGAUCUAA